Messenger RNA from Carassius auratus (goldfish), 4491 nucleotides. RefSeq names its product actin filament-associated protein 1-like. Bases 373 to 2820 code for a protein of 815 amino acids. The record is from RefSeq and is a predicted model, not a curated record. Gene Ontology annotation, cellular component: cytosol. Lineage: Eukaryota; Metazoa; Chordata; Actinopteri; Cypriniformes; Cyprinidae. The transcript has 18 exons. Gene Ontology annotation, molecular function: SH2 domain binding; SH3 domain binding.
AAUUGGAGAGGAAGGAGGUCCUAGGAGGUUUUCGCCGAGCACGACAUGAAAAGAAAGUGAGAGAUUUUACUUUUAAGUCUCCAAGUAGCUUCCCAUCGAAGGCGCAGCGGUUUGCUGUCGGCAUCGCGAUAAACAGAAAGCGAACAGAGCUGCUCAGUGUCGGGCUCGAGGAGAGAUUCAGGGGACGUUUUCAGAGGAAACGAGGAAUUGCCGGGCGGUAGCGAGCGGAGGAGCUCUACUGCUUAUUCUCACCGGGAGAAAGCGGGGAAAACAGAGACGGCUCUGUUGCGCGGAUUUUAAUGAAACACUGCAGCUGUCAGACACACGCCUGUAAUCUCUACCUGCCCCGAGUUAGAUGCGUUUGACUUUAAGAUGCGGAGCGACCCCAUACUGUUCGCCUCGAGGGCGAUGGAGGAGUUGCUGGCAGAGUUGCGGGUCUUUCUGGAGUUGUUGGACAGAGAAUAUUUAACUGCUGGGGUGAGAGAGAAGAAACAGGAAAUAUUAAACAUCCUGCACAGAGUUCUAGCCACUAGAGAGCCCUCAUGUAAGACAGAGAUACACACCUCUCUCCCGGCCCCUCCUCAGAUGCCCCUACCAGAGAUUCCUCACCCCUGGAUGCCUCCAGACAACGGGCCUCCUCCCUUGCCAAGCUCUUCUCUUCCUGAAGGUUAUUAUGAGGAAGCCGUUCCGCUGGGCCCUGGGAAAGCACCAGAGUACAUCACCUCUAAUUAUGACUCAGAUGCCAUGAGUAGUUCAUAUGAGUCAUAUGAUGAGGAAGAGGAGGAUGGGAAGGGGCAGAAGAUGCAUCACCAGUGGCCAUCCGAGGAGGCCUCCAUGGACCUGGUGAAAGACGCUCGUAUCUGUGCAUUUCUGUUACGAAAGAAACGCUUUGGACAAUGGACCAAACUGCUCUGUGUCAUAAAAGACAACAAAUUGUUGUGCUACAAGUCGUCCAAAGACCAGACUCCACAGAUGGAGCUCCUCCUGUCUGGCUGCAGCAUCACACACAUUCCCAAAGACGGCAAGAAGAAGAAGCAUGAACUAAAGAUCGUCCAUCAGGGAGCUGAUGCUCUGGUGCUUGCCGUACAGAGCAAAGAACAGGCCGAAGAGUGGCUUAAGGUGAUGAAGGAAGUCUGCUCUAAUGGAAAUGGAGUGGUGGACUGUGACGGAGCUGGCUCUGGUUCCCCAAUUCACAAAGCAGAGCUGGAAAAGAAGCUGUCCUGCGAUCGACCCAGUUCAGAUGGAGAGCCCUGUCAUGAAAAUGGCAUCUCAGAUGGCAAAGAUCCAGCCAAAGGCAAGAAGAACUCUAAAUCAGAGCAGAAAGGCACGGUUGGACGUGUGACUGGAAAGAAAAUCACUAAAAUCAUAAGCCUGGGCAAGAAAAAACCAUCUACAGAUGAACAGACCUCAUCGGCGGAGGAGGAUGUCCCAACAUGUGGCUAUCUGAAUGUGCUGUCCAAUAACCGCUGGAGAGAGCGCUGGUGCCAGCUCAAAGACAACCAGCUGUUCCUGCACAAGGACCGGGCAGAUCUGAAGACACACAUGGCCUCUCUGCCGCUGCGGGGGUGUGAGGUCAUUCCAGGGCUGGACUCCAAACACCCCUUUGCCUUCCGUCUGCUGCGCAACGGACAGGAGGUGGCUGUUCUGGAGGCCUCCUCCUCUGAGAGUAUGGGAAGGUGGCUGGGUGUCCUGCUGGCCGAAACGGGCUCCACAACAGAUCCUGCUGCACUGCACUACGAUUACAUUGACGUUGAAACCACUGCUAAUGUCAUUCAACUGGCCAAACAGUCAUUUUGUUUCACCAGUAAGCGUGCAGUUUCUCCAAACCCAUACCUGGAUAACCCGGUCAGUGGUUACGCCUGUCCCACAGGGGUCGCUCUGCAUUAUGAUGAUGUGCCCUGCAUCAAUGGAUCACUACGAGAUUUGCACUACUCCUCCCCAGCUUCAGGGGACCGUCGGUGGAAAGAAGAGUCUCAUUAUGAGAAUACAGAUCUUUAUGAAAACAUGCCCUCCCCCAAACUAGCAGCGCGCUACCCUCCCAAAUCCAUCCACUCGCAGUCAUCUUCCACAGGGCAUUACAACUCACCACUCUCCACCAAAUCUCUUUCCUCUUCCUCCUCUCCCUCAGUUUCUAAUACUAAAACUAACCAGCUGAAGGGUAAGAAAGGCCUGAUCACCAAUGGGUUCACUGCGAAGCAGAAGUUGGACAAGAACCAGCCCAAAAAGGCCAAUGGAUGUAGCAGCACUCUUCCAGUGAAACUCAGCAACUCUAGUGUGGACCAGUAUAAGUACGGGAAAAACAGAGUGGAGGCAGAUGCCAAGAGACUCCAAGCUAAAGAGGAGGAGCUGAUGAAGAGGAAGCAGGAAGUUCGAACCCGCCUGGCCCAGCUGAAAAAAGACAGGAAGGAUCUCCGCACUGCUAUAGAGAACAACACCGGUAAGCGAUCUCAGGCAUCUUUGACAGAGAGACUUAAGAAAGUGGAGGAUGAAUGCAAACUAAAAGAGGAGGAACGAGUCAAUCUGGAACUGGAGCUGACAGAGGUGAAGGAGAGUCUGAAGAAAGCCUUGAAUGGAGGCGUCACCCUGGGCCUGACCAUUGAACCCAAAACGGGCAGCUCCAGCCCACAGUCUCCAGUGUUAAUGAGGCGAACGGUGGACAACUCGCCCAUGUCCAGCUGUGACACCAGUGACACUGAAACCUGCUCUCUGCCAGUCAACAGUGCAUCUCUGCUGCGGCGUCAGACACAACCGAAAGCCUCACCUGUGCGAGGACACGUCCUCAAGAAAGCCAAGGAAUGGGAGAUGAAGUCUGUCACAUAAGUUCUUUCCCACCAACUUUUCACUUUCAUUCAAUCUAUUUAUUGAAUUUUGUCCAUAUAUGAGUGAUGUUGAAAUUGAAUUGACUGAAUCAUAGACACUAUUUUCCAGAAUUAAUUCUGGAAGAACUUGACUGAGUCUGGUGCCUGAUGCUGUUUUAUCAUUAUUCACUAUAGCACUGUCCUUAGAUCAUGAUCUGACUAUAAAGUGAGUAACAAAUGAGGAAGAACUCAAAAUAGACACCAAAUAAAGGCCAACAGUAAUUCCACAAUAGCAAAUGUAUAUUUACUACCGUUUAAUAUUUUGGGGUUAGUACUUUUUUAAUUUAAAUACUUUUAUUGAUACUUUUAUUCAGCAAGGAUGCAUGAAAUGUUAGAGAAAAUCGAAAGCAGUUAUUUUACAUUGUAGUAAUAUUUCACAAUUACUGUUUUUCUCUAUUUUUAAUCAAAUAAAUGCUGCCUUGGUGAGCGUAAGAGACCCCCAAACUUUUGAAGGGUAGUGUACCAUUAGAAGAAAGAUAGUUGUAUUAUGAUUUUAUAAUUUAUCAUGACAGAACACAGAGUAUGGUCCAUAACUUGCCAUCUAAAUAUAAUGUGCUCAAAACUCACUGGUCACUGGUCUCAGUCAAGUCUAUAAAAGUCUGUUUCUAUCUUUAACAAGAAGCCAUUAAUGGAAGACCAAUUCUUCAAGUAUUUAUUUGUAAAUGUUUAAAUAAAUAUAAGCCACCCUGUGUUUGUAUGUUGAUGUUUAGUAAUGCCUUUCUAGGGCUUCACACUAAUUGUAGAAAGCUGCUUCAGGAUAUAAGUCUUAAGGUAAAUUACAGAAUGUGAUCGCUCAAAGCUUGUUCUUUGCAGAAAAAGUGUAAUUUGUUUGAAAGUAUUUUACCAGCCUCUGCUCCUCCUCCUCCUCCUCUUCCUCCUCCUGCAUGUCUGGCCCAUUUUUGUUCAAUCUAGUGGUCUGGCCAAACUUUGGGCUAUGGUAAGAGCAGCCCAUGGGGAACAGGGCAGCUCAGGCCAGGGUGUGGUCCUCUGUCGGCUGGCUGCUCUGGAUACUAGGCCUGGAAGUACCGCUACACUUCCCCUCUGCCGAACACACUACAACCACUGCACUGAAACAGCUGAAACACCAGUACACUGCAAUGCAUCAUACACCGAGAGUUAUACAUAUACUACAUUCAAACACAAAUAACAGUGCGUGCAUAUGUGAAGUUUCAUUAUAGUUUGCAGUCUCUAGCUGUGCACGUGCAGGUUUAAGGGCUUGGAAGUAAUCCGUUUGCGAAUGUUUGGUCAAACACGAGAAUAUGUGGCAGAAGAGUUCAGGCUGUAAUCCUGCUUUGUUUUGAUCACUCAAAGUCCAACCUGAUGAACUAUAAAUGGUGCUUUUAAGCAGUGCUUAAACUGUUCACUCCUCAUUCAGCCAGAUUAUGGAGUCUUGGUGCUUAAUUCAGACCAACUUUUAUAUUAAUGUUCAAGGCACAUUUAUAACUUUGUUUAAUGUGCGGUGAAGUUUGCUGCACAUUUUCAAGCUACGUUAUAUGCAGGGUCCUGUGUAAAUAUACUUCUUCUCUGCUUGGGCCCAUAAAUCUUAAGAGCUUUUUUUUUUUUUUUUUUUUUUUUCAGUCAUUUUGUACAAGUCAGCACUGUAUGAAACCUGGUAUCAGUAUAAAUGUAAAGG